AAAUCCGGUGAGAAGCUCCGUGUGGAGGGCAGCCAGUUUUUCAACCCGGAGCUUCUCGUUAAAGUAUCCUAUUUAACUUCAAUGUUCACAGAAAGAACCAUAUCCAAAACCUUGAAAGCCAAUGGGAGUAGGCCUCUGUUGUUUUGGGCAAUUAAGCCCUCAAAGACUGCCUAAGGAGGACAGAGAUGAUGAUCAGAGUCAUUGUUUGUUCAUGAAGCUAGGAUGCUUUUGGCUAGAGAAGGAAGGUAAAGAGAGGCAGAUGCAUCAGAAUGAUCAGAAGCAGAAAGAUCGGCUAAAGUUGGAAGAGCGUCAUUGGGGGAUUGGCUCCUGGCUGAGCAACCUACCAGUUUGCAUAAUAACUGCAUCAAUGGAGGUGAAUACUAUGUGUUCAAACAUGUCUCCUACAGGGUUUAUCCAUAUUUUGCUGUAGACACUGUUGAUUGCGCCAGCAAAGUGGUCAGAGACAACUUCUCCAUGGACAGAAACAGAACGUUGAAGGAUGAUGAAGCUGAGAGCAGAAGGGAUGAUGAUGCUUCCUUUCUUCAUGUAUGAGCCAAAGUGGAAAGUCAAAGAAGAAGGUGAACUUUAGAUU
Messenger RNA from Rubroshorea leprosula, 592 nucleotides. NCBI's taxonomy places the organism in Eukaryota, Viridiplantae, Streptophyta, Magnoliopsida, Malvales, Dipterocarpaceae. The record is from the annotation of a GenBank genome assembly.